Molecule: messenger RNA, 886 nt
Organism: Phyllostomus discolor (pale spear-nosed bat)
Lineage: Eukaryota; Metazoa; Chordata; Mammalia; Chiroptera; Phyllostomidae
Gene: MAD2L1
Product: mitotic arrest deficient 2 like 1
Exons: 5
Coding region: 206-823 (205 amino acids)
Biological process (GO): mitotic spindle assembly checkpoint signaling
Cellular component (GO): cytoplasm; kinetochore; nucleoplasm
Source: RefSeq, a predicted model, not a curated record
GACCCGGAACUGCCGACCACGCCUCCUCCAGCGCCCGCGUGACGCUCCCGCUCCCGCGGGGGCGGGGCGUCUGCCGCGCGUGCGCAGACGCGACGGCGAGCGGCGUCGUUACUUUUGAAAGGAGAGGCGGGAGCCGCCGCGGAGCCCCGCGGAGCCGUGCGGUCGCCGAGUGCUGGGGCCGCGCGCCGCGGCCGGGGGCCUGGCCAUGGCGCGGCAGCUCUCCCGGGAGCAGGGCAUCACCCUGCGUGGGAGCGCCGAGAUCGUGGCCGAGUUCUUCUCAUUUGGCAUCAACAGCAUUUUGUAUCAGCGAGGCAUUUAUCCCUCGGAAACCUUCACUCGAGUGCAGAAGUACGGACUCACCUUGCUCGUAACUACUGACCCUGAGCUCAUGAAAUACCUAAACAAUGUGGUGGAACAACUGAAAGACUGGCUGUACAAGUGCUCGGUCCAGAAACUGGUGGUGGUCAUCUCGAAUAUCGAAAGUGGCGAGGUCCUUGAACGGUGGCAGUUUGACAUCGAGUGUGACAAGACUGCCAGAGACGACAGCGCGCCCCGGGAGAAGCCCCAGAAGGCGAUCCAAGAUGAAAUCCGCUCGGUGAUCCGACAGAUCACGGCCACCGUGACGUUCCUGCCGCUGCUGGAGGUCCCCUGUUCCUUCGAUCUGCUGAUCUACACGGACAAGGACCUGGUGGUGCCCGAGAAGUGGGAGGAGUCGGGGCCGCAGUUCAUCGCCAACUCGGAGCAGGUGCGCCUGCGCUCCUUCACCACCACCGUCCACAAGGUGAGCAGCAUGGUGGCCUACAAAAUCCCCGUCCUCGACUGAGGGCGGGCGGCGGCGCGAGCGGGCCCUCCGGCGCGCGCUGCCUGGCACCGGUCAGCGACGACG